UUUUUCCAUGUUGAACACCUUUGAAAAUUGUAACUUGACUCGGCUGAGUUGAGUUGAGAAUUGGAAUCUUACUAAGAUCAUCGAAAUCAUACACAUGAUACAAGGCAAAAAACUGGGACAUACUGCAGAGAUCCAUCGUGAGAGUGAUGGCUUGCAAAACUGCCGAAGAAGAUGAAGUGCAUACUGCCUCUGAUUGCGACAAAAUUGUUUGUACGAAGAGGGAGGCUAAGAUGCAGGUCUAGAACUGAAUGUCUUUCAUGAUUUAAAGGAUGAGAACCUGCAAGGAACUAGAAACUCACUAGAUAAGCAUUCAUUUUCGAAAUCUUAAAUUCAAAAUGAAUAACUAGAAAGACUAAGAUUUGAACAAGAUAAAUAACAGGAACAUGAAAAAUAAGGAUCAAAUUGAAAAUAGAAAUAAACAAAACAACUAAUGCAUGAUGAUAAGAGAGGAAAAGCAGGGGAAAUUAAUGGAAAAACAUGAAGAGAAGAUUGAAAACAGCCGAAAAGAUUAAAGAAAUUUUGAUGAAAGAUGGUACUGAGUUAACUCAGUUUUUCUCCGACUUGCAGAGCUCUUUAAGUUUGUCUUUGUAGUCGGAUGAUUCUUAUUGGUCAAACUACCUCUAAUAUAGUGUUAUUAUGACUAAUUUGUAUUUCCUACAAAAGGUGAGCUCUUGGACUGCCCAUGAGUUAAAAGAACCUUAAACCCAAAUAUCCAUCCCGCAAAUGAAAAAGAAUUUCCGUCCGGCAAAUGAAAAUAAAUGAAAAUUUUAUCUAGGGUUAUAUUCCUUGCAGUUUCCGUCCAUCCUUCUCUAAUCGAAAUCAUUCGACAUUGAUGGUUCUGGAUUUACUCAUUUCAGGUAUUUCUCACACACUCUGUAAUUUAAUUUGUUAGGGUAAAACAAAAUCCAUGGAAGAAGAAUCAGAAAUUUCUCCAAUUUCAGAUUUCAAUGGAGAAGAAGAAGUAGAUAGACUUAGCAAUUUACCCGAAUCUCUGAUUCACCAUAUUCUAUCUUUCAUUGACAUGAAAUAUUCAGUUCAAACCAGCGUUUUGUCAAAGAGAUGGAGAUAUAUGUGGACUCCUCUCCGAAUCCUAUCUAUGAAUUAUGAUUAUUCUAAACACAGAAAGUUACAUAAUGAUGUUGAUGACUAUAUGUAUUUCGUAGAAAGAGUACUCAUGAUUCGUGAUAAUACUUGUGAUAUACAAAAGUUUCAUCUUAUUUGUCAUGAAGAUGUGGAGGAAUUUACUGAGAUAAACUUUCCACUUGAGACUUGGAUGCUUGGUGUUGUAAGACGUAAGAUUCAAGAUCUAUUACUUGAUCUUCCCCUACCUCAUAACUCCCGGUUACCUCCAUGCAUCUUUACUUGUAAGUCGUUGACGAAGUUGGUAUUGUAUUGCGAUAGUUAUAAACAGACGAUGGUUACUUUGCCCAAAUCGUUUGAUUUACCUAACCUCAAGAGCCUGAAGCUUAAAUGGGUUUCAAUUUAUGAUACAGACUUGACCAAUAAGUUCUUGUCAAGCUGUCCUGUUCUAGAAUCGUUGGCAAUUACAAGAUCAUUUGUGAAUCUAACUGACAUUAGGGCUCCUAACCUUAAGUACUUGACAUUAAAACACAACGAAUGUCAUGGAAUAGGAGGGCGGAAAGUCAGGUUUUAUGCUCCACUUCUCACAUCAUUCAUUUGUGAAAGUGACAUGACUCAUAAGCUUGACUAUGCUCUAGAGAACAUUUCUUCUCUAGUUACUUGUGAUAUUACAAUGGCGGUAGACUGGACCGACAAAGAAGAAGAACCAGGGGCGUAUCCAAAGUUUACUGCAGAGGAUAAGGUACAAUAUGCUCAAAAUAUGAUGAAAUUGCUGAAAGCUGUUCGUAGUGUCAAAGAUCUCAUGUUAUCACGUUGGCUCAUUAAGGUUAUGUCUGACGUCCCUGAAUUACUGGAUUGUCACACUUUUGAAUAUUCGAAUCUGCGGGGUUUGACGCUACGGCCAUAUCUUACUAAAGAAUGCUUUCGUACAAUAACAUACAUAUUGAAGAUUUCUCCUAAUAUAGAAAUUCUUUGCGUGGUUAUAAACGAGAGUUUCGAUGAUGAUGAUGGGCUGCCGAAGUAUCCAUUAUGUGAUGAGAUAAAUGACGACUCGCCAGAUACAAGUGAUGAUUGGGAAACAGGAUUGUCAUUGCCAUGCUUUUUAUAUAACCUAAAAGUUGUUAGGAUUCACAAUGUCAAGGGGCGCAUAAAUGAACUCAAGUUUCUAGAGGUUUUGCUGAAGAAUGCCAUGGUUCUAGAGAAUUUGAUCCUUUACUGGGACUGGGAUCAAGACCCAGGUAAUAGAGCAGUGACAAGACGAAUGAAGAAAUUCACUGAGAAACUUAUCGAAUUUCCAAGAGCAUCUCCAUAUGUCACAUUCAUGUGCUUCUAGAUUCAGGACUACUACGUAUCAUGUGCUUCUAGAUUCAGGACUACUACGUAUAAUUCUUUUUUAAUUAUUUUAAAUCAAUUUUUUAGAUGGUAAUAGUAAAAUUUCAAUAAUUAAUUGCAAAAUAUUUAUGAAUCAAGUAAUAGAAAUAUUUUACAUCGCAAGUUUUUGCUGC
Papaver somniferum (opium poppy) is the source of this 2585-nucleotide messenger RNA. RefSeq names its product putative F-box/FBD/LRR-repeat protein At1g78760. The coding region runs from base 908 to 2413 and encodes 501 amino acids. Gene Ontology annotation, molecular function: protein binding. NCBI's taxonomy places the organism in Eukaryota, Viridiplantae, Streptophyta, Magnoliopsida, Ranunculales, Papaveraceae. The transcript has 4 exons. The record is from RefSeq and is a predicted model, not a curated record.